CGCGGCAACAGUUGUGAGUCCCCUCUGAAGGGUCUCACUUUAAGCAGAGUGCUGCUCAGUCCAUUAAAGCAUCACCUUACACAGAACCAGACUGGGUCUUGGUCCUGGGGGUAGCCUAAGUGGACUGAGGCGUCUCAUCCACCUUAGAAGGUCGGUGAAGGCUGGCUAGAACCUCACAGGUCCAGCUUUGAGUGUACGGUUGGCACAGUCAUGACUGCAGGCCCACAGUCAGUACCACCAGAACCUUCACAUCAGCAGGCAGAAAGAUGCCAGCUUUGUGCUCACACGUCAGAAGCAUGAAGAAGUAUCAAUGAGUCGCUAGUUCCACGCUAAGUUGAACAAAGUCGUCUUUGACUUUGAUAUUCUACCUAGCAACAAGCAGAGCAGGGGCGGCGGCUGAAAAGACUCUUUGUUUGGGUCUGAACACCUGGACGGGUUCAUCUCUGCAGCUCCCUCCCUCCCUCCUCCGCCUGCAAGGCUCUAUCAGACUUUCUUUGUCUUUGGCUCUCACGUGUCUCCGCCUGCUAACAUUUGCCGUGAUGCUUGGGAAAGUUGUGGUCCGGUCCGGUGGCUUCAAGCUGGUACUUGACUUUGUAAUCCUUCAAGCGCUGCUGUCUGCUUUGAUCAGUUAUAUUAUUCCUGCUUCAUGAGGAAGUGUUGCCGAGGUGAUGCUAAUUAGUCCAUUUGGGGACAAAAGCGGUGACGGACAUGUCACGUGAUCAAAGUGGCGCUUGGCCACGCUUCCUCUCGUUAAAGUGCAACGGUCAAGAGGUCAGCUGAGGGGUCAUGGAGGUGCUUCGUAAGGUGCCUUCUGCAUGGGCGGCGCUUGGGAGCUGAGGAGGGCGGAGCCCGGCUGCCUCCUAAAAACAACCGAGGCGGCGCAGGAGGAGCUCACAUGAACGGGCGACCCACCAGGAAUGUCUCACAACGGAACCACAGAGAACGGAGCGGCCCUCCCCCGGCCUGUCCCGGUACAAGAGGUCAGGUACACCAAGCUCUUCAUCAACAACGAGUGGCGAGCAUCCAGUGCAGGAAGGACCUUUGCCACGUUUAACCCCGCCACGGGGGUCAAGAUCUGUGACGUGCACGAGGCCGACCAUGAAGACGUCAACAAGGCGGUGGCGGCGGCGAAGGCGGCGCAGCGGAGGAGUUCGGCCUGGCGCAGGAUGGACGCAUCCAGCAGGGGGCGCCUGCUACACAAGCUGGCUGAUUUGAUGGAGCGAGAUCGACUUCUACUGGCGACUUUGGAGACGAUGGACACGGGGAAACCCUUCCUGCAGGCCUUCCUGGUGGACCUGGACGGGAGCAUCAGAACACUCCGAUACUUUGCCGGCUGGGCCGACAAGAUCCACGGAAAGAGUCUUCCGGUUGACGACACCGUCGUGUGUUUGACGCAACACGAGCCCGUCGGCGUGUGUGGCGCCAUCAUCCCAUGGAACUUUCCUCUGCUCAUGCUGACGUGGAAAAUGGCACCGGCGCUGAGCUGCGGAAACACGCUGGUCAUCAAACCAGCCGAGCAGACGCCGCUAAGCGCCCUGCAUGUUGGCUCCCUCAUCAAAGAGGCCAACUUCCCACCAGGCGUGGUCAACAUCCUGCCAGGACUGGGACCCACAGCCGGCGCUGCCAUCGCCAGUCACAUGGACAUCGACAAAGUGGCCUUCACGGGGUCCACAGAGGUUGGUCAGCUGAUUAAAGAGGCGGCGGCCAGAAGUAACCUGAAGCGCGUGACGCUGGAACUGGGCGGGAAGAACCCCUGCAUCGUAUUUGCGGACUGCGACUGUACGUCGAGAGGCUUCCUAAUAUGUCGGCUGUCUGUUCUCUGAUGUGUUUUGGCCUUUUUGGCAACCUGACAUUCUUAACUGUUGCAGACUUUGAGCGUCUCUCCUUUGGGAUAAUUUGUCUUAAAAGCAAAAGGGAGUUAACAUGGUGGUGCUGGCUGAUGGCAUGGAUGGCUUCUUUGUGCGCGUGCAGUGCAGCUGGCGGUGGAGGAGAGUCAGAAAGGAGCGUUCUACAAUCAAGGCCAGUGCUGCACGGCGGCGUCACGCAUCUUUGUGGAGGAGAGCAUCUACGAGG
Molecule: messenger RNA, 2073 nt
Organism: Dunckerocampus dactyliophorus (ringed pipefish)
Lineage: Eukaryota; Metazoa; Chordata; Actinopteri; Syngnathiformes; Syngnathidae
Product: aldehyde dehydrogenase family 1 member A3-like
Exons: 8
Coding region: 918-1823 (301 amino acids)
Molecular function (GO): aldehyde dehydrogenase (NAD+) activity
Source: RefSeq, a predicted model, not a curated record